GUUAAACAAGACUGCCUUUGAGUGUACAAUCAUGUACUACAAUAUUACAAUCAAAACUAAAUACGUAAUUCGUCAGCUGUUAUGUAGUGGUGUUGGUGGGGUGGUGAACUGGACAGUGGUUGGUGGAUAAUAACAUUGGUGAACUUCUGUUUUGUUCUUAUCAAGUUUGUUUGUUUAGUACCAAACCAACAAAGCCAACCACUGCGUUGUAACUAGUUGACUGGUAAUUAAUAAUCAUUGAAGAUGAGUGCAGAGUUUUAGUAAGUGGUUGAAUUAAAAUAAAUUAGGCUCCACAAUGAGAAGCAUUUAAAUAUUGGACUGGUAAUUUGUUUGUAUGGACUAAUUGUCACCGUGAGUUGUGUUAUUUUGUAAUCAUUCAAACAUUUUGCUGUUUGUGGUUUUUCCACAUAUAACCUAGAAGGCAAUGGAAUGGGAUGAUAUUAUUUACUUAUCGUUAUUAUUUUCAUGUAUAGGUUUUGGCCAUUUUCUGAGACAAAUUAAAAAUAAAGAAUCGAGAAAAUGGGUUGCCACAAUCUUUGGAUUUAUAAUAGUUCUAAUAGCUUCAGGAAGACACAUCCUACACCCUUUACUCACUGUAUUAGUGAAUGCCCUCAUCAUAAUGUAUGGUAACAAGAGAUCAAUCCAUGUCUUCAGUUUUGGAUUUACAUUCGCAUAUCUAAUAUUUUUCCGGACAACAGAAUAUUUUGGAAUUCCAUAUCCGCCUUCACAUACAAAUCUGAUACAGAUGAUCUUAACUUUGAAGUUGGUAGGACUGGCGUUUGAGGUUCAUGACACUGCUAUGGCAGAGAAAGUGAGAGACUCGUCUGAUGAUUCGCCUCAAAUUGAAGUGGAAGCUAGUCGUGUCGCACCCCCAAGCCUUCUGGAUAUCUUCCAUUACUCUUUCUGUUACAUUGGUGUACUUACAGGACCUUAUUUCAAGUACCGUAUGUACUGGGAUAUGUUCAACAGUCCGUUUGCAGAACUGGCUCCUUGUACCAAGGCUACGCUGGAGAGGAUAAUGCCUGUUCCUUUGUGGGCUGGAGCUUUUCUACUCUCCUCUUACGUUUUCCCUCUCAAGUAUGCCCUGAGUGAUGAGUUCUACACAGAACGUUCAAUGCUGUACCGCCUCUGGUAUCUGUACCCAUCAUUCUUCAACUUCCGCAUGCGGAUGUACAUCGGAAUGCGUCUCUCAGAGUGUGUGUUCACAAUGAGUGGACUAGGGGCAUACCCUGCUGUCACAGAGCCUAAGCCGGGGCAGGGACCCUCCACUGAAUUCUUCACCCUUGGCAGAAUAGCUGCCAGUCCCGAGUUGGCACAGAAGGAACAGUACAGUUUCGCAGCCAUCUACAACAUCGAUGCCUGGGGAUCAGACUUCCAGCCCACCAUCCGAUCCUCUAUGAAAGCAUGGAAUAUGACCAUACAACAUUGGCUCGCCGUCAACGUAUACAAACGGUUCCCAGUAAAGUCCUACAGGAUGCCUGUGACGUUUGUAGUGUCUAGUCUGUGGCAUGGAGUGUAUGCCGGAUAUUAUUUGUGUCUGUGCUCUGUUCCCUUCUACCUUCCAGCAGAGGAUAUGUUCUACAAAGCAUUCCGCAACAACACACUUCCUCCUGGCGUGAACUACGUCUGGGCAUUUUUCCGCUACUGGUGGAAGAUGCUGCACUUCUCAUACUGGUCUAUGGCAUUCUCCCUGUUACGUAUUGACGCUUGUCUGCGUUACUGGAGCUCAAUCUAUUUCCUCCCCAACAUUUUAACAGUGGUGAUGUAUGUUAUAGGACUCACCAUUCUCAAACCCUCUAGGCUUCCAACUCCUCCAAAAUAAGUAAAACACCAACAGAGCCAUAGCGGUCCAUGAUAUAAUUUUAAAAAUUUCAACAGCAAUUUACUUUCCCAAUAAUUUAUUGAACCAUAAGAGUGCCUCCAAGAUGUCUGCUCUCUCAUCUUGUUAGAGCUACAUUUUUAUUCAGCAGAUAGAACAAUAAAAUCCCUAUAAUCCAUACUAACAUACAAAUUUGAGGAUCCUUUUAAUCCAAACUAAUUUUGCAAACAAUUAAAUUUUAAAAUUGUUGUGAGUUAGAAAAAUUAUAUGUCAAGUUCCAAGUCGGUUAAUUUAAAAA
Molecule: messenger RNA, 2117 nt
Organism: Homalodisca vitripennis (glassy-winged sharpshooter)
Lineage: Eukaryota; Metazoa; Arthropoda; Insecta; Hemiptera; Cicadellidae
Product: lysophospholipid acyltransferase 7-like
Exons: 8
Coding region: 425-1822 (465 amino acids)
Biological process (GO): lipid modification; phosphatidylinositol biosynthetic process
Cellular component (GO): membrane; mitochondria-associated endoplasmic reticulum membrane contact site
Molecular function (GO): lysophospholipid acyltransferase activity
Source: RefSeq, a predicted model, not a curated record